This is a messenger RNA of Symbiodinium pilosum, 804 nucleotides long. The record is from the annotation of a GenBank genome assembly. NCBI's taxonomy places the organism in Eukaryota, Dinophyceae, Suessiales, Symbiodiniaceae.
AUGCUGAGAUCCGUGUUGCUAUUCUCAACGCUUGUUGCUCUAAUAGCAACGGAGUGCGACUCUGAAGACAGCUGGGAUGCGAGCCAGCUCAUGCAGCACUCCGUCCUUUCCAGCAAGGUUUCCUCAAGGAAGGCUUUUGAGCAAGCCGUGAAGGAGAGGUCGGCAGGUGACCCGGGCUCUAUACCUUUGACUGCGGCAAAGAUGGGCUUGGAUGCAGCCUUGGGGAUGCUCACGCAACAGGUGAAGGCUGUAAACCAAGCAACCACAGCGACAGGCAGCCAGCUCAAUGGCCUCAUGAGCGCCGCCCCAGCGGAUGAGGCGAAAGCGGUUCUCCAACUAAUUUCCAGUCCCCUGCACAAGCUCUUCGAGGAUAUGGACAAGGAGCUUGAACAAGGCGGCAUGCAGACGCAGACCGUCCUUGACAUGACAGGCCUUUAUGAUUCCAAAAGAGCCUAUGAAACUGCCAUGCAUGAGGCCAGGGCAGACUUGAAGACCGUGUGGGACUCUUGCACUAAGCUCACGAAGCUGUCUGGAGAGCAGCUGAAACAGAAACUUGACCAAUGCUUGGGCGAUAGCGGCGACUUCAAGCAGACGUACCCGGACAUUAUGCACGAGUUCUUAGGCACUCUGAGUGCUGACCUCCAGGACAACGUCAAAGACAAGCCCGAGCUGCAAGAGCUGCAGAACUACAUAAAUGCCAAAGUGCCCAAAGUAAUGCAGCAGGUUGGCGAAAUGUGCUCAGAGGUGCAAAGAGUAUUAGCGGAGACAGUGAGUGGCUUGUCCAAGUUUAGUGUUCACACUUGA